This is a messenger RNA of Zingiber officinale, 1725 nucleotides long. RefSeq names its product calmodulin-binding receptor-like cytoplasmic kinase 2. Lineage: Eukaryota; Viridiplantae; Streptophyta; Magnoliopsida; Zingiberales; Zingiberaceae. The record is from RefSeq and is a predicted model, not a curated record. Gene Ontology annotation, molecular function: ATP binding; protein kinase activity. Gene Ontology annotation, biological process: protein phosphorylation. The transcript is spliced from 6 exons. Bases 131 to 1510 code for a protein of 459 amino acids.
CUGCAUCUCCCUGGAAAGCACCAACGACCUUCCUCUCUGCAACCUAAAAAGGGCCACGGCAGGGAAGAAAACAGAGAAGCAAAUGCAAAAGUAAACACAGAGGGAGUGAGCGAUACUGAAAAGGUUUCCUAUGCAGAUAUCUGGACAUUAUUCCAGCAGCUUUGGGAGCGAGAUAGAAGACUCCGGUGUCCGCCAUGGGGCGCCAAGAGAGCCUGACUUGUCGAUGAAAUCAUCGUAUGACAGUUCGACUGAAAUUGGUAGGCCGAAGCUGCAGAGCCGGAACUCGAUCAGCUUGAAAGCCCAAGCAGUUGCAUCAGGAUUCGUGGGUUGCUUCGUGCCACGCAGUUGCAUCACUGGGAACGAUGCAGAUCGGGAAGUAGGCAUGCCGGACACAUCUGAUUAUUCAUCCACUUCCUCUUCAAAACUAUCAACUAGCAGUAGCAACUAUAGAUACAGAACUCAAAGUUCUUAUGGCAAAAGUGAGACGCGACAAGAAAGGAUAAUCUUUUCCAUUGAAGAAAUCAACAAGGCAACAUCAAAUUUUGCCAUAGAAAACAGAAUUGGGCAAGGAGCAUUUGGUGCAAUAUAUAAGGGCAAACUCAAGGAUGGAUCCCUCAUUGCAGUGAAACAAGAUAAAAAGAAUAUGAAUCAUAUGCACGUAAGCGUAGAGUUCAAGAGUGAAAUAGAAAUUUUGUCACAAGUGGAGCAUUCAAACCUAGUCAGACUUCUUGGAUAUUUGGAGACUGAUAGAGAACGUCUGAUGGUGGUUGAGUAUGUUAGCAACGGCAAUCUACGUGAACACUUGGAUGGAACAAGAGGAAGUGGUCUAGAGAUUGGGGACCGACUCAACAUUGCUAUUGAUGUAGCUCAUGCUAUUGCUUAUAUGCACACUUAUGCAGAUCACCCGAUCAUCCACAGAGACGUUAAGGCCUCGAACAUCCUGCUGACGGAGAAGCUCCGGGCGAAGGUGGCUGACUUCGGGUUCGCCCGGCUGGCGGAGGAGGACCCGGAGAAGACGCACAUAUCGACCCAGAUCAAGGGCACGGCGGGGUACCUGGACCCGGAGUACCUUCGCACCUACCAGCUCACGGAGAAGAGCGAUGUGUACUCCUUCGGCGUCCUCCUGGUAGAGAUGAUCUCGGGGAGGCGUCCCAUCGAACGCAACCGCGCCAGCCGGGAACGCAUGACCACGCGAUGGGCGAUCCGGCGGUUCAAGGAAGGGGGCGUGGCGACGGCGAUGGACCCGAGGGUGCGGCGGAACCCGGCGUCGGUGGGGGCGGCGGAGAGGGUUCUAGGGCUGGCGGAGCGGUGCCUGGCGGAGGAGAGAAAGUCGCGGCCGGCGAUGAAGGAGUGCGCCGAAGUGCUGUGGGGGAUCCGAAGGGAUUACCAGCUAAUGCUGAAGCCACGGACGGUGACGGCAUCGGCGCCAUCGUCGUCGUUAACUGCGAUUGAGGAGCGAGAAGAGGUCUCUGGAAGCGGGGAGUACAAAAGCGCGAAGAAGAUGGCUUAAAACGGCAUGUCUUUUUCCGGAUUCAUAAAAUACAUAAUGUUUUAGGUGUUCUUCGAAUUUCAAAGAGUCCUCCUCCUGUCUGAAGUCAUUAAUCCUGGUUGAUAAUUUUUAAGUAGAUAUUUCUUGUGAUGGAUUUAAAUGUAUAUUUUUUUUAGCAAAUUUGAUCGAUUUAAUGUUACAUGAAAUCUAAUAUUUAAAUAUUUUCAUUCCGCACA